AUGCAUCACCAAACAGGCGGCAACGGCAACAGCGAGAAACCGAGCGCAAGCCCGAGCCCGGUUGUAUACAAGAAAGGUGCAUGGAGCAAGGACGAGGACGACAAGCUAAUCAAGGCAGUCGAGCUAUACGGCGUCCGUAAUUGGGUGGCCGUAGAGAAAUACUCCGGCCUCCCCCGCCCGGCCAAGAACUGCCGCCUCCGGUGGCUCAAUUACCUCCGGCCAAAUUUGAAGAAACACUCCUUCACCCCGGAUGAAGAGGACCUCAUUGUCAAAUUGCACGCCAAACACGGCAACAGCUGGUCGCGCAUCGCAGCCAAGCUUCCUGGGCGAUCAGACAAUGAGAUCAAGAACUUCUGGCAUAAGAGAGCUAAGAAAUGCCGGAAACUUAACCUUCCCAUAUACCCUCCCAACAUCCUGAGCUGUGCCAAUGUCGACAACAACGUUGUUGCCACAAACGAUUCCAGCAAUGCAGUUCCUUCCACAAUGACGAAUUCUCAUUCAAACCAUUUGACUCCGAUUCUUGGUGGGCCGAGGCGAUUCUCCAGAGCCGAUGAUUAUCUAUGUUCGGCUGGUUGUUCCGUGAUGGGGUCAGGACAUUCGGCUGCAAUUGCAUCGAAACUCAAUUUACCAUCAAGAGCUCGUCUGAGUGCACAAAUGACUGAUGCAGCUUUGUCGACGGCAUUAAUGCCUUCAGAUUUCCAAUCAAAUGUCCCAUUCUCCAACCCGGCAAUUGCUCCACUCUCUUUCACAGAGAUGAAGCGAUCAUCUUCGGAAUCUUUCUUCCGGCCAAAUGCGCUGAUAUCCAACUCAACGAUUCGGUUGAAUACAUCGGAUGAUUCAGUUCAAUCUUCACUGGCAGGGAUGAAGAGAUCGGCUUCAGAAUAUUGCUUCCCGUCAAAUGCACUAAUCUCAAACUCAAGAACUCAGUUCGAUUCAGCACAGUCGAGCUGGUCAUCUUCUAUCAAGGAUUCGACAGCAGUUCAACCAAUCGAUCUUGAUAUUAAUCACGCCAACCCUCCAAAUGCCGCUGCACUUGACAUUGAAUCCGACAGCACAUUAAUGAAUGAACUCAUGGAAGCUGAAGCAAGAGUAAGGUUUCUAACAAAAAGGUUGCAGAUGCGAAGGCUGGCAGAUUAUUCGACAAAACAAAGUUCCUUCAACAGAUAUUCAGAGGAAAGUGACGAAAUAAAAACAGAAAAUCUCGUCGACAACCUUAUGGGCAAAAUAAGCACAGUAAACGAAUCCUUAUCAUGCAGGAGAAACUCAAGAACGACAAAUUCCGAUCACAACAUGUUAAGAGCAAAUGCACCCCCCAAGAACUUGAUCACGAAAGAUAUGCAUAAGAAAGCCACAGCACAAAAUGAUGCAAUUCAAAUGUCAAAAUUCACAAGCUCACAAGAUGUGCCCAAGCUCCAAACUAUAGAUGAUUCCAAGGGCGUCGAUUACACACAUGAAAACAUGGAGGCACAGCAGAAGAGAGACAGUAAAAAUUCUGAAAAUUCAGAUUUCCGGGUUGUUAAACCAUGCCCGUCUCAAUUCCCUGAUGGUAAAUACACAGAAGCAUGCUCAACAACAGGAGGUUUAUCCAAUCAAUAUUCGAAUUCAUUGCAGGAAAUUCUCUGGGAAGGGGAUGUGUUCGGUCAAGGAGCAAGGAUUGAAUACCUGUCAUCCUCGGAGAGAUAUCCCCUUCUUGUAGGUGCAUUUGGUCUGGUCUACAGCCAAAGUACUGCACCCAUGGUAGAAAAAUCCAGUAAUGGAAGUAGUCAAAUGACCUAUUUUCAGCAUGAUGGGGUGAACUACAGGAAUAUCAGUGCACCAGAAUUUUCCAAUGUGAUCGAAAGGAAACUUACAGAAAGUAGUUUCAUGAACAACAACCUGAUGGAAACAUCAAAUCCCGGAAAUUUACAGCAACAAUAUCCUGCAGCUAAUUGGGAAGAAUACAGUCAUACAGGAACCAAGCGAUAUAUAGCAGGUGAAGAGUUCACUGUUCAAACCUUUCAAGAAGAAACUUCACCCCAGCCGUUGAGACACUGGGGAUCAAGCUUGCUGUUUAACGAAUGCUGUGAAGCCCGGAAGCUAGAUUCCAGCAGUACAGAAAGUAAGCAUAUCUUGGAACAAGAACCUCCGGGAGGUCAACAAGUUUCCCUUCAAACUCCUGAUAGUAGAAAAUUGGUAGAGACGUCACAGCUUUUCAACUACACUUUAUCACCACAUCAACAACACGGUGCAGCCAACCGCGCAGAGUCGCAGUAUUUGGUGGGUGGUUUGGAACACGAAUAUACCGCAGGCGAACAAAAUAGCACCCAGACCCCUGAUGGAGGCAUAGAGACAACAGGAUAUCCAUCAGGAGAAACCUGUAAACAAGAGGUUGUUUUGUUGAUAGAGAACUUUUGGCCCGAAACACAAGUGGGAUACCUCCAGCCACAACGAACAAACACAUCCGAGUCAGCUUUCAAUCCAGUCUUGAUGUCCCAAUCAUUGGAAUCCAAUGAUUGGGACAGAGUCUCAGGGAAUGGGAAUGCAGGAAACAAAUGGAAGCAAAAUCAGGAACAUGACCACACGAUCAUGAUGCCUGAAGAACUAUCCAGUCUGCUAGAAUGGAGUAACAACUGCGUCGAGAUUCCUGAUAUAGAAGCUUAUAGUGAACUUGACAUGGGCCAGGGUACACUCCAAAUGUCACCCCCAUCCCAGCCAUUAUUGACUGUUACAGAUUAUCUUUAACCUUUUCUUCUAGAACUGAUACUUUUUUCUUUUUUUCUUUUUUUCAGUAAGGCAUCAAGAAAACAAGAUUAGAUAAAUAUAUAUAUAUACAUAUACAUGUACCACGAUUUUGACGAUUUUGGGGAAGUUAGUACCAUCAGUAGUGUGAGUUGUAUCAUUGAGGACUUGAAUACAUUAAUAAUUCUGUAGUUUAUUUUCUAUGUUGUUUCUAUAAUUUUCAUG
Molecule: messenger RNA, 2943 nt
Organism: Andrographis paniculata
Lineage: Eukaryota; Viridiplantae; Streptophyta; Magnoliopsida; Lamiales; Acanthaceae
Exons: 3
Coding region: 1-2721 (906 amino acids)
Source: RefSeq, a predicted model, not a curated record